Messenger RNA from Durusdinium trenchii, 2412 nucleotides. The record is from the annotation of a GenBank genome assembly. Lineage: Eukaryota; Dinophyceae; Suessiales; Symbiodiniaceae.
AUGGGCAUUCGCACCCGUUGCGAUAUGCUGACACAUUCGCACAAGCUGCGACAUGCUGUCAAGGAUGCCGCCCUGGCCGUUCCACCGUUGGACGCUGCGCAUGCGCAGCUGGCAGCGCAGCUGGAGUUCUUUCUAGCCCUGGAAGGUAUGGAUCUCCACGGCGGUUGGUCUGCCUCUCCCAGCAACGGUUGCACUGAAUCGGGAUGGAAAGGAGACUACAGCAUCUUUGGAGGCCACCAGAAAAUCCUCAGCGUGGAGAUCGGACCAGAGAAGACGACGUUUACCUGGAGUCCAGAAGUGGCCAGCCAAGCCAAGCAGUUGAACGAACAGACGAAGCUUGGAACAUGGAUGAGGAUGGAAGGUCCUCAGCUGAAUCAAGAUCUUGCUGACUUCUUCUGCAGCCCCGGAUGGCAUGCCUCUGCGUCGCUUGGCAGUGGGCUGGGUCGACAUGAGGAGCGCUUGGUGACCAACGCAUGCUCCUUUUGGUCUUCCUUGACCAGCCGAUGUCCAGCACUUUCCGCUGAGCCCAUCGAUCCUGAGAGCCUCCCAGAGUCGGCGGUGCCGAGACAUGUGAGCCGCAUCGGGAGCGGGGUGACGGCCGUGGGCUUAGUAGAUUCAGCUGCAGAGGCCCGCCUUCCGGAUCCCUUCCGGGAGGUCCACCUCGGAGAAUACUGGGUGAAGGGUCAUCUCUUCUUGGCUGUGAAGAUUCGCCCCACCUCCACCGUCUUCGAGUGGAACCCCGAAAUGGUGGCCCGAGAGCCUUGGAUGGAGCAGUGCAAGGACCGGACGGAGGGAUUUAGGAAGUUCGUCAACCAAUGCCGUGGCGUCCCCAUGACGGUGAAAGAUCAGGCCUUCUAUGCCCAUCGUGCGGAGAAAAAGAGGGGUGACGCAGACUACUUCGCCCUGAAACGGGAGAAGAACAAGCCACUGAGCCGCGAGUCCAUCAAGGCGUGUGCUCGAGCGAUCAUCUUGGUGGUGGCCGGCUUGCACGCCAAAGGCUUGGUGCACUUGGACCUGAAACCGGAGAAUCUCAUGAUGUUCAACGGCCGUCUGAAGCUCAUCGACGUGGACGGCUGCGUGCCGAUCGACAGUGAAGUGUCGAUCAACGACUCCUCCAUCUCCUUCUCCCCAUGCUACUGCGCACCUGAAUGGGCCAGGUUUCUCAUCGAUGAGGCCGAGAACAAGAUCAUUGCAAGGCCUCACUUGGAUGUGUGGAGUAUUGGCAUCACUCUUUGCGAGCUGGUCACGCUCGAUGCCAUCCUGAAGCCCAUGUAUGGUAACUUCUUGCGUAACGGACACUCUCACAGAGAAGCAGGCUUCCUUUUCAUGGACUGGCUGGGACACAUCACCCGUGCUCCGGUGCCCAAGAGCAUCGAGCGCUUCGACAAAGACUUCCACAAGCUCAUCGUUGAAGGCCUUUUGGUUUGCGAUCACUUGAAAAGGAAGUCGCUGGCUCAAUGUCUUUCCGAUCCCUACAUCUAUGAGUCCAGCGCCAGUGCCACCCACCAGGAGCUCCAUGAAGGAGAGAAGGUGCAGCGCCAGCAUCGGCAUCGCUUCGAAGAUACCUCCAGCAAGGCGCCACUCUACAAGGGCACCCUCUUCAAGCUCAAUACCGAUGGGAACGCGGAUGAACCCGCUCACUGGCUCAAGCGUGACAUGUGGGUGGCCUGCGAUGGCUCCUUGUGCUAUUUCAGCAUCAAAGAGAACAAGCGCUUGGUGCUCUUGGACGGAGUCAAGCUCGCCGGCGCCAAGGACGACCAUGAGCAGGACAUUUGCAUGUGCUUCUCCGCGGAGUCGGAGGCGGAAUAUCAGCUCCUUGACCCUGAAGGUCUGACCAAACGCUGUGGCUGCGACACGAGGAAGUGGCGUUCCUUGCUCUCCCAAGCGACCAACCUAGAUGGCGCCAUGCAGACCAUCCGCCUGGGCGGUGUGGUCGCUGACGAGCUCAAGCAGUUCAGGCUGGCCGUGAAGAACCGCCGUAUGAAGGUGGGCGAAGACACCAAGGACGGCCGGAACGUCCGUGGACCCGCAGGGGACCAGUUCGCUCCCGUCUUCAAGGCGAAGCUCUGGAAGGUCAAAGCCGAAGGAGAUCGUAAGAAGGCGGAGGAUUGGUUCGAGCGCGAGAUGUGGAUUGCCAAGAACGGCUCCUUGGUGUACUGGAGCAAGAAGGAAGACCGAGAGUUGGUCUACUACACCGCGGACGACAUUGCAAACGCGAAGUUCAUCUUCUUGGAGAAGGACGACGCGACCCAUCCGUGGGCCUUUCAAGUGCAGCUGGCGCCCAACAGUGGUGUCGAGUUUGCUCCCGGAGAGUUCGCCGCCGAGUCCGAGGCCUUGCGCGACCGUACCUUGGACGGUCGACCGUUACCCGGGGGGGCACCUCAAAGGGUGGAGAAAGGGUCCAGGGUGUGA